AUGACAUCCUCCGUGUUUUGUUUUCCUGUAGGAAAGUCCUCGUUGACGAUUCAGUUUGUGGAAGGCAAGUUUGUGGACUCCUAUGAUCCAACGAUAGAGAACACGUUUACCAAGAUGAUCACGAUAAACGGCCAAGAAUACCACCUGCAGUUGGUAGACACAGCGGGACAGGAUGAAUACUCUAUAUUUCCUCAGACCUAUUCCAUAGAUAUCAAUGGAUACAUCUUGGUCUACUCUGUCACGUCUAAUAAAAGUUUUGAAGUAGUUCAGGUUAUCCAUGAAAAACUUCUGGAUAUGGAAAGCUCAGUGAUUCCUAUUAUGUUGGUGGGAAAUAAGAACGACCUGCACAUGGAAAGGGUGAUGAGCUGUGAGGAAGGGAAGUCACUAGCAGAAUCAUGGAACACUGCCUUCAUGGAAUCCUCAGCUAAAGAGAACCAGACGGCGGUGGAGGUGUUCAAGCGGAUGAUCCUGGAGGCGGAGAAGCUGGAAGGCGGCGUCCAACCAGGGAAGACUUCCUGCUCCUUAAUGUAG
Messenger RNA from Oncorhynchus keta (chum salmon), 531 nucleotides. Its product is annotated as GTP-binding protein Rheb-like. Lineage: Eukaryota; Metazoa; Chordata; Actinopteri; Salmoniformes; Salmonidae. Bases 1 to 531 code for a protein of 176 amino acids. Gene Ontology annotation, biological process: small GTPase-mediated signal transduction. Gene Ontology annotation, cellular component: plasma membrane. The transcript has 8 exons. The record is from RefSeq and is a predicted model, not a curated record. Gene Ontology annotation, molecular function: GTPase activity; GDP binding; GTP binding.